Messenger RNA from Ceratosolen solmsi marchali, 754 nucleotides. Its product is annotated as zinc finger protein 771. The record is from RefSeq and is a predicted model, not a curated record. The transcript is spliced from 4 exons. NCBI's taxonomy places the organism in Eukaryota, Metazoa, Arthropoda, Insecta, Hymenoptera, Agaonidae. Bases 1 to 684 code for a protein of 227 amino acids.
AUGCCAUAUAGUUCGAGGGAGAGCAGCCCGAGUGCCGGUGUUCACCAAACACCGACGAGUGCCGCGACGCGAACGAAGAAGAGGCGCGCGAACGAGCCGACGGGGCCGACGCCAGCAUCCACCAACGACAAGGAGGCCUCCUCUUCGGACACUUCAUCGGCGACUUCCCAGGGGAAAAAGCGUUCGCUCGCCUUACAGCGCGUCAGGUACAGAUACGAGAGGGAGGAGUACCGGUGCUCGCUGUGCUCCUACGCAUGCACGAUCGAGAAGGCGUUCCAGAGGCACCUGCGAGCCCACGCCCGGGGCACCGCCAGCGAAAGUCGCGUGAGCUGCGCCGUCUGCGGGGCCGAUCGUUCCACCGAGGUCGAUCUCAGCAAGCACAUGCGCCGCCACCGGGACAACCGCUACUUCUGUUGCGACAUCUGCAUAUUUCGCACAGUGCAACUGAAAAAGUUGAUCCAGCAUCGACGCAUGCACACCGGGGAGAAGCCCCACCUCUGCCCGCACUGCGCCUACCGGAGCGCACGCCGCGACAACCUGCGCAGCCACGUGCGCCGCGUCCACAAGAAGGAGAACCUUUAUUGCGACACCUUCAGUCCGCGUGGUAUGUUUAUCGCGCCUAAGCACCAGGUGUCGGGUGAGGAGCCAACGACGACCGUCCAUAUCUCUUCCGACUUGGCCUAGAGGACAGUAAGGAGCGUAUGCGGUGAGGGAUCUCUAGGUGCGAGAGGCUGCUUUACGAUGCACCAGCCAA